GUGUUUCUGUCAUGGUGGUGUUUCCAAGUUCGCUGACGGAGGAGGAAGAAGCUUUACAGAAGAAAUAUGCGAAAUUAAAGAAAAAGAAAAAGGCGCUGCUGGCUUUGAAGAAGCAGAGUUCAACCAACCAGACAAACCAGAGUGGCUUGAAGCGCACUUUGUCCGACCAGCCUGUUGUUGACACUGCAACAGCUACAGAGCAGGCAAAGAUGCUGAUCAAGUCUGGAGCCAUCAGUGCCAUCAAAUCAGAGAACAAAAACUCUGGCUUUAAACGCUCUCGAAUGCUGGAGAUAAAACUCAAGGACCCCGAGAAAGGCUCAGUGCCGGCUUUCUUACCGUUCCAAAGAAGUGUCUCUAUAGACGAAGAACAACCUGAGUCUGGGAAGAGAGCCCAAAGGAAAUCUCUGUAUGAGAGCUUCGUCAGCUCGAGCGAUCGUUAUCGAGAUGAUGACGACGGAGGGAGCGGGGGCAGUGGAAGUGGUGGCCUGCCGCCCAGCCGCGAAAUGGACAGAGAACGAGAACGAGAACGAGAGCGAGAGCGAGAGCGAGAGCGAGAACCUGAAGUGGAUAAAGAGCGGGACAGAGAGAGAGAGAGGGAGAGAGAGAGAGACCGGGACAGGGAGAGAGAGAGGGAGAGGGGAAGGGACAGAGAGCGGGAAAGAGACCGAGAAAGAGACAGAGACCGAAGCAGAGAGAGGGAUCGAGACCGUGAAAGGGAUCGGGAAAGAGAGAGAGAUGGACCCUUCAGACGGUCAGAUUCCUACCCCGAGCGAAGAGGUGUGCGGAAGGGGAACACAGUUUAUGUUUACGGCUCCGGGCUCACUGAGGAGAGCCUCCGCUCUGCUUUCUCUCAACAUGGAAACAUCAUAGACCUCUCCAUGGACAACCCACGCAAUUGUGCAUUCAUCACUUUUGAGAAGAUGGAGUCUGCAGACAUGGCUGUGGCUGAGCUGAACGGGAGCACGGUGGGAGACAUUCACAUCAAAGUCAGCAUCGCCAGGAAGCAGCCCAUGCUGGACGCCGCCACGGGCAAAUCUGUCUGGGCCUCACUCGCUGUGCAGAACAGCACGAAAGGCUCCUACAGAGACAAGAGGAAUCAAGUCGUGUACAGUGAAGAUUUCCUCAAAUGAGAUUUUUUUUUUUCUUUUUUUUUGCAUAUAUCUUUUCAUAUUGUUAGUAGCAAUCUUUUUGUGUUACAGGAUGAAUGCAGAACUAUCCUUUAUCUCUUAGAUCAUACGGCUGUUUGCAUUAUAUUCUGUGAUGCUGUGGCAGCUCUGCUCAUUAAACAGAAUUAAAAACUUCAAUAAACAAGUGUCCAAACAUU
Molecule: messenger RNA, 1324 nt
Organism: Labrus mixtus (cuckoo wrasse)
Lineage: Eukaryota; Metazoa; Chordata; Actinopteri; Labriformes; Labridae
Gene: nelfe
Product: negative elongation factor complex member E
Exons: 10
Coding region: 12-1130 (372 amino acids)
Biological process (GO): negative regulation of transcription elongation by RNA polymerase II
Cellular component (GO): NELF complex
Molecular function (GO): RNA binding
Source: RefSeq, a predicted model, not a curated record